Capsicum annuum is the source of this 497-nucleotide messenger RNA. RefSeq names its product proteasome subunit alpha type-2-A. The record is from RefSeq and is a predicted model, not a curated record. Gene Ontology annotation, cellular component: proteasome core complex; proteasome core complex, alpha-subunit complex. Lineage: Eukaryota; Viridiplantae; Streptophyta; Magnoliopsida; Solanales; Solanaceae. Gene Ontology annotation, biological process: ubiquitin-dependent protein catabolic process.
GUACACGGAGGAAAUGGAGCUCGAUGAUGCUGUACACACUGCUAUACUGACGUUGAAGGAGGGAUUCGAGGGACAGAUCUCCAGCAAAAACAUUGAGAUUGGCAUUAUUGGAUCAGACAAAGUAUUCAGAAUUCUCACGCCAACUGAAAUCGAUGAUUACCUACAAGAAGUGGAAUAGAUUUUCUUUCCUGCUGAAAGGAAUUGGAAGCCGUUGUUGGGUGAAAAACUUGGACAGGGGCAUAGCACAAGCACACCUAUUGGAGGUUCUUGUUGGCUUGGUUAAAAUUUGACGUUUAAUCAAACCGAACUUGGUUGUAUGUUGGACAUGUCAUGGUUAUUUAUUGCCUGAUUUAUGCUCUGAAUUAACAGAUUGUUCAAGUGUUGCCUUAAACACAUAACAAAAAGAGUAGCAUUAUAUUGGAUGACCAACCCACUUAAUGUCCGAGCAAUAACUUUGAGAACAUAAAGUAUAUACUAUGUUUUCUUUGUUUUGAUAA